Molecule: messenger RNA, 3631 nt
Organism: Cydia pomonella (codling moth)
Lineage: Eukaryota; Metazoa; Arthropoda; Insecta; Lepidoptera; Tortricidae
Exons: 2
Coding region: 786-2534 (582 amino acids)
Source: RefSeq, a predicted model, not a curated record
AGAUAGAGGUCUGAGGGCCUACCGCGAUCCACAUUCGACAUAUUGCCUCCUUGUCACACUUACGUACGAAUUUACAAGUGCGACAGAGAGUGUCAUCUGUUGUUAUGCCAAACAAUAAUUAUAUCAAAUGAGCGUUGUUGCAACUAAUAUUAUAUUAUAUUAAAAAAUAUAGCGAUCGAUACGCACCCAUAUAAUAUAUAGGUCCUUCCCGAUAGUAUUCCUUUCUAAUUUAUUUAUAUCAAUAGAAUAAACAACAACCAAAGAGCAUAUAAUCACUACAACAACAUGCAUAUUGCUGAAACAAACUGGCAAUGUUACAUUUCAAUUUAAUACAUAGCCCUUAAUGCUCCAGCUUUACCCUCCACCGAUGAACAGCUGCCAGACGUUUGGAAUCGUAGCCCAUUUACCGGAGCUAGUUCUCUGUCUAAAAUGAUUAUGUAUGGUGCUUGCAACAUCGGAAACGUCACAUGCGCGUUGCUCACCCUUUAUGUAUGUACGAGUAUUGUAUAAGCAAAGAGCAUAUCUUCACUAUAUAUACUAUCAUUGGCAGUUUAGGGGAUAACUACAUGCAGCUCCCUUAUUCUUACAAUUAUUAAAUAUGCGUCAAAAGGAUUCCACAAUAGCCGAACGUGCCCGAAAGAGUAUUGAUUUUUUUAGAUAUUAUGUUGGGAUACCUAGGUACUUGCCGGUAGGUAUCCUAGGAUUGAAAGUAUUGAUUUCUGAAAUGGGCGGACCACGCUCAGUUAGUGCCGGUGUUCAUUAUUUUGUUAAAGAAAUUUAAGAACAUGGAAAUAGAUUCAGAAACAGAAAAUGAUAUCUUAAGAGAUUUGGCGCGACUACAACUAUCUAAAUUUGAAUCAAGUGCUGACGAAAGCGUUUUACCGGGAGAAGAUAUGAACAAAGAGCACACUGAGCCUUUGUCAUGGACCAACCCACCUUCCCGCGAGGCCCGUGAGCUAAUCGUAGCCGAGGAGAUCUUACGCUUUGCCACUAUUACUGAAAGACCGUUCACAUCUUUAAGCACACGAGCAAUUCAGGCAGCCCCGGAAUUGAUAUCUGUUACCCCAAGUAAUACGACUAAGAAAAUUAAUGAAGCUACGGCGCAUCUAACUUCUGAGGUUGCAAAUGGGGAUGAGAUGCCUGCGGUUAAUCAGGCGCCUUCAAGAUCCACCCGCAUUGCCUCAGAUGCUGGACCAAACGGCUCACAGCAGCCACUUCAAAGUGCGAGUUUUGAAGUGUCACCACCAUUAGUGUCCAAUUCUCCAGAUGCUUAUUUUCCGGAAAGAGAAGCUGCUUUUCCAAUUGAACCCCAAAAAAACAAUUGCCCGUACCGCUUACCAGUGUUUAGGCCGAAUAUAGUACCUGUCACAAAUCGAAUACUUGCGGCUAUAGCUCAAAAUGAAUUGGAACGCCCUACGUCUAAUAGUCCAGUGGUACUACAGCCGACGAGCAACGGUGAUAUGAGCCAAUACUGGCCGCGUAACAAUGGCCAACUGUUUCAGUAUUUUCUUGAACAUUUAAGAUUUAUUCAAGGCUCAGAUUUGUCUAGCUCAUCAAGCCCUGAUUCUCAAGGUCCAAGUCGCAGUUUUUCGCCGGUAUUGAAACCGUCGAUAAAUAAUUCUAAUGAUGAAAUAUCAUCAUUAAAUCAGCACAUAUUGCUGACUACUAAACUUGAAGAAAUGGUUACUAAGAAUUUAAAGAAUAUAAUGGAUGAGACUGGUGUUGAAACAGUGGAAGGAGGUAACAAUUAUAAAGAUGUUAAUAUUGACGUCAACAACGUUAAUAAGGAAGAGGUAAACCCACAAGAGGGAACAUCAGGAAUUAACAGGAAGGGAAUUCCAUUGGAGGCUGUUGAUGUAGAUAAUACUUGCGACCCAUGCCACUUACGGCCAUGCCUAAGAAAUCACAACCCAAAUAUUUCUAAUCUAUAUUUUGAAAACGAUAUAAACCUUAACAGAGGAGUGGAUGCUUCAUGUGAAAACGUAGCUCAGUCGGAAUAUCCCGAGGAAGAUAAGUCGUCAAGAACAGAGUGGACAAGGCCAGAGAAACGAAGACUUGGUAUUGUAAUAAGAGACUUUUCUAGAUCAAUGAAGACAAAGGAGUUGCAACAUAAGAAAUCUAAUUUGCUUAAAAAGGGCAGAGUUAUUGCACAAGCCAUUGAAAACAAAAUUUGUAAAAUUGACCAAGAAAUCAUGGAUGUGCAUAAGAAAACCUUGAGGCAAGUAGCACUUCCACUGAACCAGAUUCAAGAGUAUGAUUGGGUUAAGGUGGCGAGUGUGUUGAAUGCUAAGCGAUCACCGGAAGAGUGCCGAACGCAUUGGAAAUGUUUCCUUCACCCGAGCAUCAAUAACGGCGAAUGGACUCUAAUUGAAGCCAGAGCGAUGGAAAUUAUAGCCCAACGUCACAACUUCCGAAACUGGGACGACAUUGCAGAGGAACUUAAUACUGGGAGAAGUGGUUAUCAGUGUUACCAGUUCUUCCGUAAAUACUUGUGUCCCCAUUUAGAGUUACGCGGCCAAUGCAACCAUAAGUAAUAUUACUAAUACUAGGAGAAGCGGUUAUCAGUGUUACCAGUUCUUCUGUAAAUACUUGUGUUCCCAUUUAAAGUUACGCAGCCAAUGCAACCAUAAGUAAUAUUACUAAUACUGGGAGAAGUGGUUAUCAGUGUUACCAGUUCUUCUGUAAAUACUUGUGUCCCCAUUUAGAGUUACGCAGCCAAUGCAACCAUAAGUAAUAUUACUAAUACUGGGAGAAGUGGUUAUCAGUGUUACCAGUUCUUCCGUAAAUACUUGUGUCCUCAUUUAGAGUUACGCGGCCAAUGCAACCAUAAGUAAUAUUACUAAUACUGGGAGAAGUGGUUAUCAGUGUUACCAGUUCUUCUGUAAAUACUUGUGUCCCCAUUUAGAGUUACGCGGCCAAUGCAACCAUAAGUAAUAUUACUAAUACUGGGAGAAGUGGUUAUCAGUGUUACCAGUUCUCCCGUAAAUACUUGUGUCCUCAUUUAGAGUUACGCGGCCAAUGUAACCAUAAGUAAUAUUACUAAUACUGGGAGAAGUGGUUAUCAGUGUUACCAGUUCUUCUGUAAAUACUUGUGUCCCCAUUUAGAGUUACGCGGCCAAUGCAACCAUGAGUAAUAUUACUAAUCUUAAGUCUUGAGUGUCCAUACAAAAAUAAUGAAAGUAAAGUAAAAGUAGGAAAUAAUUAUAAAGUUUCAAUGUCUACCUACUCUUUGGUAGAUUUGAUGGAAUUAGGAUUUUGAAUACGAGUAUACCUAAGACUAAAUUUGAAGGCUGACGUAGGAAAUUGUUGAAGGAUAGACAGUUAAAAUAUGACUAAAAACAAUUUAUUGUCGGUAUGAAAGCAAUGUAUUAACAAAAAAGAAAACAGAACUUUCUGUUCAGAAUUUAGAUCGGUAAUUAGUAAUAAUUACUUACUGAUUUUAGGAUGCAGGGAUAUGUUGAAAAUAUUGACUAUACGAGCAAGGACCAAUGAUUAAGAAGUAAUUUACUAAGGCAGAUCAAAAGUUUAACGCUACAAUUAUUUCUAAUAUGGAAUAAUGAUAAAACAGAACUGAUAUUUAUUUUAUUUUCUUACGAUAACUUCGUAUAUUGAAGACAAACCAAACAUUAUU